GCCCACGGGUAUGUACUGUACAUAUGUACCUGUUAGCUCUUAAGUCUACCUGUGCCCAUUGGAGAUGCGGCGCGUUAUGAGUAGAUCCGUCCGCUACAUGCAACCUUACCUAGCCUUGCCAGGAUCGCGUAGCAGCUGCACAGGUAUCUCUAAGUAACUCUUUGGAACAGGUCCGUCCAAAUUCACCUUGCUAGGAGUAGGGAAAGUACCUGUAGCUACAUACUCUCUACAUCCUUGAGCUACAGCACCCACUCCCGCUUUUUGUACCUAGUUCUAGGUAGCUUUACCUACUGCGGGAAAGUGCAUACCUACACAGGUAGCUCUACCUGCCCUAGGCAAGGCGAAGGAUAACUUUAUAGAGGUCAAGUUCAACAAGUUCAACACCACACGCGUUUCCACAUGCCGUUGACCACCAUUAGUUAACUAAGUAGUGUUCUUCACUGUGCUCAUCGACUGCUGCUCCCCUCAAAGUCAGCGCCGCCUCUCGUGCGACAUUGCCGCUGCCGUGGAUCUCGACCUGCCCACACAAUGCGAUAGACUGGUGGAUAGACUAUGGCGGAUGAUCGCAUUAUGGAGGCCUUCCAGGCUCUCCACCGAGACCUGACAAUCGUUGCCGAUGCCCUCAAGGAAGAUCGCGAAGAUCGCGGCCGCGUGGCCUUGGCUCAAAUCUCAGAGAGCCCUACCCUCGAAGUUGUCGCCGACAGCUUCCAGCGUCUGCUAGACAAGCCCGGGCGAAAGAAAGAGAGUCGCGACACUGUGCUGUCGGGGAAGAUCAGUGUAGACGACGAAGAGUGGACACUCAACAAGGACUUUCAAGAAAUCAUUCUUCAAGUUGCCGACGACCUCGACCUAGACGAAAUCGAGGCCGCUCGGCUUGCCUUACAAGCAGAAGAGGAAGAGGCUCGGUUGGGUAGAUCCAGAAAGGAAUGCGCUCUUAUUCGGUUUCAUCAACAAAGAAAGUAUCUGCUCAGCUGCAUGCUCCUAUUACUGCAGCUUUCUAAAGAAGAAGAUGAGUUGUUGGCCGACGAUGAUGGCGGUGACCUGGGACAGCUCGGUCAAUAUGUCAACCACAAUAUUCUUCGAGACAAUAUACCCGGUGCUGCAAAAUUGAAACCGAGACCACGAUUCGUUCCAGCCUGUGCCGCCGCUCUAGGUGAUAUCCGUGCGUGGCUACAGAAGCUUUCGGACCAAGUGACCGGAGCCACCCUAUUGGGGCGUGCGACUGAGCUAGAGGCCCAGGAAACAUACGAAUUUACACACAUUAACUUGAUGCAGCAGCAUGAGCUUCUCGCUGUCAUUCUUUGCUAUGCAAUUGAGAGACACACGGCAGUUGAGAGCGAUUUCAUCCAAUUUCUUGGCGAAUUUCGGCGUGUGAAUAGAUAUGAUUUCUCUAUAGUGCACCUGAUGCCCGUUCUCGGCGCCUAUAUCACGAUGUUUGGCUCGACCGAAGGCAGUGGUAGUGUAGAACAGGCCAGAAAACUCAAUGCCAUUGUAUGCCAACAACCCGAGAACUCUAUUGGGACGCUGCCCUUUCUGGAUGCCGCAGUAAAAUGUUGGUGGAUUGCCGAAUACAGUGGCUGGUAUAUGGAAGAUGCAGCUGGGUCAGUUCUACCCGAUAUUGACUUAGAUAAAGAGGAUAUACAGCGAUCUAAGCAAUUCACUGAAUCUCUAAAGGACGGUGCCUUCGACUUCUUGCUGACAGUCGUACUCGAUCUUAAAAUGACAGAAUGGCUAGACCCUUUCCAGAACAAGAUGAGAGGUUGGAUUCAGAAGAGAACACCAACACUCCCUCCUGAAACUGUUCCAUUCUCCACCCAAUUACGGAAUCGCAUGAUGUCGAAAAUGGAGAUGUUCGUAGACGCAUUUAUAUCAAACAUGCCUGACGUGCUCCGUAAGCUCAAGAUUGAAGAAGACGAGCAACGUCAGGCUGGUCAACAUCAGCAACAGGAUAUUGAUUUGGAGCGAUUUCUCUUACUCAUCGCGUACUCUUACGAGGGCCGACCGGAGGUGGCAGAUGCCUUCUGGGCUGACCCCGAGAGCAACUUAGCGGGUUUCUUACAAUGGGCAUCCCGUAGAACGACGACGCCUCUUCAAACUGCGUUCUGCGAAAUGCUACAGUGCCUUUCUGACGACGAGGAAACCGCAACUUAUGCACAUGAGUUUCUCUUAGAUGAAGUUCAUCAAUUACGACGGCCAUCUUCCAUUACAUGGACCCAUAUCUUGAAAGAGCUAGAAUACUACGUUAAUAAGGCCAGGGCAAAGCCAGUUGCUACGCAAUCGAUCACACACAGAGUCACUAAACUUGAUAGUGAACGGGUAGAGAGCGAGGGGGAGGUCUUGAUGCUACAGGAAGCUUACCUUCGGCUUAUAACAAAGCUCACUUCGCACAGUCAAGCUUGUCGUACUUAUUUGCUGCAGUUACAGGAUAACAAACUGGUUCUGCUGCUUAUGCAAGCUAUCAGUAGUGCUGUUGGUCAUCAGGUCAGAGCUCAUGCAUUCAGAGCGUUGACUGGUAUUAUGGCCCGAAAGAAUCUAUCACAGAACCAUACGAUGUGGGGAUAUGUCGAAGCUUGUUUCACAGGCUUCUAUAUCUCACCUGCUGUCUCUCCUAGGACACAGACUUCUGCGACGACUGCGCCAACUGGAUCUUCCCUAAUGGAAUCUUUAUUUCAAGAGAUGAGCCCGAAUUUCGACGAUAUGACUUCUUUUAUCCAGUUUAUGACCGUAUUAACAUCCCUACCUGACGAAAGUGAUGUUUUACAUGAUGCCUUACCUUACGCAGAAGACCUUGCCGCUGCUACACGUACACGUCCUGGUAUCGAACCUUAUAUCGAUUUCAUUCUAGGUCACGUAUUCUCGAUGAGAGUCCCUGAAUGUCGUGAUGUCGCUCAGCAGAGAAUACUCCGUUAUCAUUGUUUGGAUUUUGCCCUAGUCUGCAUUUCCAGCUUCAACGAAGAUCUAAUCCUGUUUGGUAACGAGUCGAACGUGAACGUUGAUUCUGCUAUUCAGACCAAAGAUCUGGAGACCUAUGUGAGUCUGCAUCCGUUCGCUCGCGUUAUGGAAUGGAUGUACGAUAGCAAAUUUAUGCAAGGUCUAUUGGAUACUAUUCAUCAGAAUGCCUCAGAUAUUGGCAAGGCAGCACCCGACUCUCCCCUUAUUCUUGGUGUUCUGCGAGCUGUUGAAUUGCUGUCAAAAGCCCUAGCCCUUCAGGCCACAUAUCUCGACCUAGUCAGACCAAUAGUUAAGCCCCAAAAUCGGACACAGAGCCGAUCGUCGUUUAUACCAACCUCUAAUGGAGCCUUCGCUUCGAUUGAUGAUGGUCUCAUGACUAGUCUUACACUAAUAUCAGAUCUUGGCGGUUAUUGUGGCAUAGGUCACCCGAGUGUUACCAUGGCGAGCCUGAAAUUGUUGGAAAAAAUAUCCACGUCCCCAAGGGUCAUCUCAGCUUGGCAGUCAGGUUUUCUCAACCAAUCACAUCGAAACAAAGCAAUCGUGGCCCUUGAAGAGCAUGGCGACGCGCAGGCUAUCGCCAGUGCCUUCAACUCUGAGUUGACAUCUCCGCUUGAUUUCCGCCGAGAAGCUGAAUCUCCCGAUUAUCAGAUCAAGGUCUAUAUAUUAGAUUUCCUCUAUUCUUGCUUAAAAGCUAAUCCAGACCGGCCGACAAUUGCACACCUUUUGCUCGGGUUCCGCUGCUCAACCAACUCGUUGGAGAUUGAACCUGGAGGCGCUUUUGACCAACGGUCGGCCCUGUUCCAUUCUUUAUUGCCGAUCGUUGUUGAACUACCUGGGAACAAUGAGGACGGAUACAUGGUACAGUGGCUGGUAAGGCUCAAGUACAAAGUCAUGCUUAUUUUCAAACUCCUUUGGAGUUCGCCAUUAUCAUCAAAUCUCGUUCUUGACGAACUACGAGAGAAUGAUUUCUUGUUCCACAUCUUGUUGCAGGGUCUUGUGGCUCAGCAAAGCUCCAUAUGGGAUGGGCAAGAAGCUAGCGGGCCUGACUUUCUCAUAAGCCCUGCUGCGCAAGGAUUUGUCGAUUAUCUCUCUAUGCGCGCCAUGGCGUUAGAGUAUAUCGCCCAUGAGCUCUGUAGCGUCAGCCAAGGCCAAAUGCCAGCCCUGAAAAGACGGAUUUUCGACGCCCUAGGUGGCCAGAUCAUUAUUGAAGGUCUAGAGCCGAUAUCUGUCCCGUCUGUGUUCGAGUUUCACAAUUCGUUGCCACAGGAAGAUCUGUUUGCAGCAGCACCACCGCAGCUGGAGACAUUGAGUGAUCUGGAUCUUAGAGCAUGCUUCGAAGAGGAUGAUGACUCUAACCUGGUCUAUAAUAUACACAAAGUGCAAGAGAUUCUGUUGCUGAGGCGUAACGAAGGCACGAAAUCUAAUGAGGUGGUUCUACAGCAGGAUGCAGCUCAGAUGGAUUCAGAGGAGGAAACAAUGCUACAAUACGUCGUAUACCUUAAUCGGUUAACCCAAACUCGAGCAUACAGCCUCAAGCUUCUGAAAGCGUGGACGAGGCUUUUAAUGGUGAUGACAGACUGUAACGAUUUCAAGGGUACGAAUGAGGUUUCAUUCAUCUUGCAAACCCUCCAAGCGACACUGCCUGGCCUUGAGAUGUACGGUUCCGAGAAACCUAGGACAGCUCUCGAGUUGGCAAGGCUUGCGAAAGUGCUUCUCUUCAAGCUUGAUUUUACCAGAAUGUUAUCAAUCGACAAACAUGGUGGGGCAGUAGAGAGCUUGAUUAGCGACAAAUUAUCCCACUUGUUGCAGAUAUGUCUGGACGCAAUUGCCAAGUGGGUAGCCAACCAGGAAUUACGCGCCAUUUACUACAGUCUCUGCUACCGCUAUCUGAGCGGACUUCUUGAUCAUAGUGAUGGAACUCCUUCUGGGCUUCGGAGAACCACUAGAACCAUACAGUCAUUUGGAGAAAAGCUUCUGAAUGUGGUUUGCGAUGAUGCAUUUGGUGGAGAUGCUCGAUGUCAAUCAGCAGCUUUAAUUUUCUUAACAAUUUUGGUUCAACUAGGCAAACAGGAAGGCGAUGAUUAUGUGGUUGAGGCACUUAACAAGCUGAACUUUAUCGGCAUUCUCGUCGAUUCUCUUCGCAACGUGAUGCAGGAAUGGAUGGAGGCCAAUCGCACAGGCAACUCUGAUGACCAGAAUUAUCUCAACGCCAAAUUAGUCCUUCUCUUGCAACUAUGUCAGACACGCCAGGGUGCCAAGUACGUUCUGUAUGCGAAUAUUUUCCGGACGAUUGAGCACUCUAGCCUGUUUGCGGUGGAUCCCGAGUUGCAUGUUGAACCUUCGGACUCGAAGGCAUUAAGAGAGCAUUAUGUACUGCUCGUGAAAGUGGCGCAAAUCAUUGGCGUCGCAAUAGUCAGCCGCGGUUCUCAUAAUAUACUACAAGGCAGGCGAUUCCUCUCAGAUCAUAGGAUGCUAGUCACGCAUGUCUUGAAGAGAUCAGCAGGAAUAGGCGCAGGGGUGGGAAAGAUGGAUUCGGUGCUUGCCCAACGCAUUGGCGAUCUAGCCGAAGCCUUCAUGGUUAUUAUCACAGCCACUGGUUUUCUGGAGUUUGAAAAUCAGACACCGACCGAGGAUCCUAAAUCAGCACCGAUGCUAUUUCACUAGAUGGAAACCCUAUUGCAAAUCAAGAGAUAAGUAAAGGUGUAUCAUCAACCCUAGCAGUGCGGCAAGCUGGCUCGCACACACAUGGCGACUAGGGUCUUGGCAGCAACAUACAUUCAUCAAAGAGUUGUACAAAUAAGUUUUGAUUACCAUCUAGAUAUUUAGAGUACCUAGGUAGCGUGGAGGACAGGAAAAGGGAAGGAAAAUGGCCCCUUGCUAAGGUAAAGAGUCGCGCAUUGGUUCUACGGUAUCUGUCUCAGUGAGGUCCCUCUUUCAGCCGCCAUUUUCCUAGAGACUACUAACAUUGAAGUCCGCACCUUAGCCAUUGGACAGAGUAUGUACUCACUUGCUCUAGACACAUAUUAUAACUACCUCCUAGGUACCUAAUAAUCACAAGAUAUGUAGUCCCUAGUACCUAGCCAGCCUUUAGUGGCCCCAGAAAGCUCGACCCCAGCCGAGUGCGGGGGGGGGAACACUAGAAACGUACAGUAUCAGCUAGGAUCCUGUUAACCUUCUUCUUUCGGUUAACUUGCCACGGCUGCCAAGUCGACUCGUGACCGCAGAUAGGGAAUAAUCGUAUGCCGUACGAGAUGGUCCCAGCUCUGCUGCAUGUGCUGUAUGUGUUGUAUGUGUUAUAUGCAUGUAUUCGAUGUAUGCCGCAGUACGGAGUAUAUAACAACAUGUUUUCCACGGCCUACGAUGACGCAGUUAGUACGGCCGUCACCUACUUGCAUCCUAUGUAUGUGUGUGU
Molecule: messenger RNA, 6364 nt
Organism: Xylaria bambusicola
Lineage: Eukaryota; Fungi; Ascomycota; Sordariomycetes; Xylariales; Xylariaceae
Product: nucleoporin Nup186/Nup192/Nup205
Exons: 6
Coding region: 553-5616 (1687 amino acids)
Biological process (GO): nuclear pore organization
Cellular component (GO): nuclear pore inner ring; nuclear pore
Molecular function (GO): structural constituent of nuclear pore
Source: RefSeq, a predicted model, not a curated record